Messenger RNA from Alternaria hordeiaustralica, 2418 nucleotides. RefSeq lists its product as uncharacterized. The coding region runs from base 1 to 2418 and encodes 805 amino acids. Lineage: Eukaryota; Fungi; Ascomycota; Dothideomycetes; Pleosporales; Pleosporaceae. The record is from RefSeq and is a predicted model, not a curated record. The transcript has a single exon.
AUGAGCGACAUCAACACCAUCUUUGGAAUCCUAGCAGCCGAUGAUGCUAAGCUCGAUCUACCGUUAGAUUUAGUGGAACGCACAGCUAAAGAGCUGAGCCACAACAUCUACACCGAGUUCUCUUACCUCAACGUCAUCGAGAAACAACAUGGGGCCGCCAUAUCGGUUCGGUGGAAGAAAAAGUCGCCAGCAAAGCGCCGAGAGCUACUUUGCGCCGUAUGGUCCGAAAUGCCUGCUACACAUCGACCUGAAAUGGAGGAUCCGCACUUCUAUUGCGCUAAGUGCACAUGCGGAGGCGCGAAGAAAGUAUUCUAUCGCAACGAGCUAUGGCCUUACAUCAAUUUGGAGGACUUGUCAGAUGCGAGGUCCUUGCUCGAAUUGAUCAAAGUCCGCGCCCACAAUCGUCCUUCAACAUUCGCUAGCACCGAGCUAAGCUAUUCUCCAGCGGCUGCACCGCGGACUACCCGGGAGCAACUCAAGGAUCCCAGCAUAUCCUUCGCAGACCAGGAUUUCGAGGCACAACAGUAUAUACCGGAGUUAUACGGUCGCGUGGUGGACCCGGCAGAACCCGAAUGCAUCGUUCUCAAUGGGUUGCGCACCAUGUACCUUCUGGGACCAGGCCUGCAGAUGCUUCGCAUUCAAGCUGGUCUGUUGAGGUUCCUUGUCGACUGCUGUAUCAAGAUCAUGCAUGACAUCCCCAGCGACAUGAUUCUAGCUGAUGCUAGGACGAUCCCAUUCCAGCCACCGAGCUUGCCACCUCAAGAUUUUGUGAGCAGUAGCCUUAAAGAUGCAGCUAUUAAGGCCGAAUACUGUGCGCGAAGUAUGCCGGAUUGUACGCGCAUCCGACAUCUGAUCUCAACAGUAUUGAACAGUAUCAAAGACCAUGCCUGGGCCUUGCGCGAGGACCCUGUGUAUUUUGCGGAACACGUCCAAGACCACGUGGAGCAUCGCCAUGAGAACAUACUGAACAAAGCUGGACAGCCAUCCGAAAGACUGGGAACGAGAUACUUCAACUCCUGCGUUCUCCGCGAGAUCAUGGCCAGCGCAUACGGCACUCUUAUCGUCUGGGACCAGCUCUAUCAGGAAUCCCUCAAACUCGAAGCUCUUUACGAGUUGACGUUGCAAGGAGAAGUGACCGAGGAGUUAUUCAGACGCUAUCUCGAUGCUAUGAAAGUUGUGUACUUCUUGUUGCUGGGAUGCAAAGGUGAAGCCGCGGGGUUCUUGCAGAACUUCGCUAGGGGCUCUCCGCAUUUGCGUCACCUCUAUGUUAGGAAGCCUAUACAAGGAACAUCCGAUUACACAGCCGCGCUGACCGCAACUGACGAUGUCGUUGGUAGCCGGGUAGAGAAGCUCUUGGGUCGAGUGAGCGAUGAGGAUUCAACGGUCGACGUAUCUCACUGCCAUCUGGACUGCCUUGAGACAUACUGCGGACGAGAGCCGUCUGCAAGAUCCAAGCUCUCACCUUUCAUAGAACAUUCUUUGACUCAGCUGUCAAUCAGCGUGGAAUGUCUACACCUGUUACGAGUAUCAUCCUGCGCCGACAGGAUGACACCACAUUUCGACUUUCUCGAGAUCGAUGCUGUCGUUCCUAAACCAGUUCUGGGCUUCUUGCACGCUCACGAAAAGUGGAGAGAAACGAUGGAAAACGGAGGCGGCGAGCUGGCCAUACCGAAUCUUGAAGUGUCAAGCAAUGGAAAACUAGACUAUCCCAGCGAAACUGUCCAUACAAAACAGGCCGUUGAAGCACGUCGAAAGGCGGAACGCAACCUAGACAGGUUCUGGAGAUGCGUCGAUAGGUCUUUUCGUAAGCUCACAGGCUAUUCCCAACACGCUACUAUUCGCAGACUCUUCGAUGAAGGCGGUCCGAUGCAGAGAACAGCUCCGUGGUAUGACCCGGAAGGUCACGAUGCAUCGCCGAAAUCGAUCAUUGCAUACGAGUAUCAGCCUAUAUCCGAGAUCUUUCAUGACCCAACAAAAGAGAUCACCGGAAACUUCGAUCGCCUCGCCGUUGCAGGUAAGAUCAAAUCGAAGACACAUAGCGAGAUAGAUGCUGCGGCUCACAACGCCGAUGAGGCAGCGCAGGAGCGACCGAUGGCCAUGUCAAAACCUCUAUAUCAUGUUGGAAAGGACGCGUAUGUCGUAAUCAAGGCGCUGUUCCAUGUGCCAAACGACAGCGAGCCUCCGGGCAAAAUCCGAUGGGACCAGCUUGUGGCUACGCUCACCAAGCUUGGAUUCGCCGUCGAGAAGCUGCACGGGUCUGCGUGGCAAUUCACACCGAAGAAGUUGAACUUGCCACGUGGAAUCCAGUUCCAUGAGCCGCAUCCGAGCGGUGAAGUGCCAUUGACUCUGGCCAGACGCUACGGACGUCGACUAGCGCGUGCGUACGGAUGGGAGGCAGCGAUGUUCAAGCAGAAGUGA